UUCAAAUGGUGGGUUCAGGCUAAGGCUUAGACUGAAGUCUAGUAGAAGUAAAAUAAAUAAAUAAAGAAUAUAUAACUCCAAGGAAACGGGGAAUAGUUUUUUGAACCUUGCUAUGGACUACGAGAGGCCAAAUGUCGAGACCAUCAAGUGUGUAGUUGUGGGAGACAAUGCUGUUGGGAAGACUCGGCUUAUCUGCGCCAGAGCUUGCAACACCACCUUGAGCCAGUAUCAGAUUCUGUCGACCCAUGUACCCACUGUCUGGGCCAUUGAUCAGUAUCGCGUCUGUCAAGAGGUUCUGGAGCGAUCUCGCGAUAUCGUAGAUGAAGUUAGUGUAUCCCUGAGGCUUUGGGAUACAUUCGGUGAUCAUCAUAAGGACAGAAGGUUUGCAUAUGGAAGAUCUGAUGUGGUGGUGCUGUGCUUUUCCAUUGCCAAUCCCAGCUCACUCCAUCAUGUGAAAACUAUGUGGUAUCCAGAAAUUAAGCACUUCUGCCCAAGAACACCUGUCAUUCUGGUGGGAUGCCAGCUUGACCUACGCUACGCAGACUUGGAAGCUGUCAACCGAGCUCGGAGGCCCUUGGCACGGCCCAUAAAACCAAGAGACAUCUUACCUCCUGAGAGUGGCCGUGAGGUUGCCAAAGAGCUUGGCAUUCCAUACUAUGAGACAAGUGUGUUUGACCAGUUUGGCAUUAAAGACACAUUUGACAAUGCCAUUAGAGCAGCUCUCUUCUCCAGGAGGCACCUGCAGUUCUGGAAGUCCCACCUGAAAAAAGUCCAUAAGCCCUUGCUUCAAGCCCCUUUCCUGCCUCCUAUGGCUCCACCCCCACUGAUAAAGAUUCCAGAAUCUCAUCAUAAGAAUAGAGAUGGCCCUGGGCAUCUGUUUGACAAUCCUCUGUGUGCAGAUGUCAUGUUUAUUGUUCAGGAUCAUGUCCGUGUUUUUGCUCAUAGAAUCUAUUUGUCUACGUCAUCUUCAAAAUUCCACGACCUCUUUCAGAUGGAUCUCCCUCAUGAGACAGUGGGCUUGGCUGCAAGUGAGCAGCGAGAGCUAGAUGACUUACUCAGGACACUCAGCAUGGAAAUGAAAAAGAAUAACAAGGCCAUGCAACCUCCUUCGCCUUGUGGUCUGAGGACAUCCAGGAGCGAGGACACCCUCAACGUGACAGACGGUGUGAAGGACAGUGGAACUGAACUGUCUCUGGUAUCCUGGAGUAGGGCUUUCAGCAUCAUUCACAAAGAGGUGGUCAACAACCCCAUGACUGGCAGCCCAGUGCUCAUUACUGUGGUCCAGAUGGACCAAUCUAUCCAGAUAGCUCCCUUCACUGCAGUCCUCCAGUUCCUCUACACAGGACAGCUAGAUGAGAAUGAGAAGGACCUGAUGAAAAUUGCUCAGAUAGCAGAAAUCUUGGAAGUGUUUGACCUCAGAAUGAUGGUGGAGAACAUUAUGAAUAAUGAGAGCUUCAUGAAUCAGGAAAUCACAAAAGCCUUUCACGUGAGAAAGGCAAACAGAAUAAAAGAAUGCCUAGCAAAGGGAACAUUUACAGAUGUCAUUUUUAGGAUGGAUGAUGGAACUAUUAGCGCGCAUAAGCCCUUACUGAUCUCAAGCUGUGACUGGAUGGCUGCCCUGUUCAGUGGUUCUUUUCUGGAGAGCUCCAACAAUGAGGUUUUGUUCCCAAACACCAGUAGGGUGUGUAUGCAGGCAGUGCUAGAGUACCUCUACACCAAUCAACUCUCCCCCUUGGAAGAUUUAGACCCAGUGGAAUUGCUGGCUCUGGCAAAUAGGCUCUGUCUUCCCCGACUGGUAGCUCUAACAGAACAGUGCGCUGUGAAUGAGCUUAUAAAAGCUUCAAGAGAAGGACAAGACAUUGAUGGAGAUGUUCUCACCUACCUUGAACUGGCCCAGUUCCAUAAUGCCAAUCAGUUAGCAGCUUGGUGCUUGCAUCAUAUCUGUACUCACUAUAACACCAUCUGCUCCAAGUACCGCAAAGAGAUCAAGUCAAAAUUACCAGAAAACCAAGAGUACUUUGAGAAGCACCGCUGGCCCCCUGUGUGGUAUCUGAAGGAAGAAGACCACUACCAGCAUUUGAGAAAGGAGCGCAUGAGGGAAGACAUGGUCCUCAGGAAGCACCAGUCCAGCAGGAGGUGGUGUUUCUGGAACACUUCCCCAGCGGUAGCCUGA
Molecule: messenger RNA, 2173 nt
Organism: Scleropages formosus (Asian bonytongue)
Lineage: Eukaryota; Metazoa; Chordata; Actinopteri; Osteoglossiformes; Osteoglossidae
Product: rho-related BTB domain-containing protein 1-like
Exons: 10
Coding region: 113-2173 (686 amino acids)
Biological process (GO): small GTPase-mediated signal transduction
Molecular function (GO): protein binding; GTPase activity; GTP binding
Source: RefSeq, a predicted model, not a curated record